AGAGCGAACUAGAGAGAGAGAGAGAGAGAGAAUUGCGAUUUGGGGGUUUGAAAGAAAGAAAAAUCCAACACAGUUCCAGAAAAGGGGUCGAGUGUGUGAGAUUAGAGAGAGUCAGACGAGUGUGGUUAGAGCUAAAUUUCAGAUUUUUGAGUGUGGUUAGGGUUUCCUCUUUUCCGGUCCUCUCCGACAAAUCUCAUGGAGCGCAAGCUUGUGUUUCUAGGUUCUGGGUAUUCCGUGGGAUGUUGAUACUGAUGGGUUGAGAGAUUAUAUGACCAAAUUUGGUGAAUUGGAGGAUUGUAUUGUUAUGAAGGAGCGGUCAACUGGUCGGUCUCGUGGAUUUGGGUAUGUAACGUUUGCUUCAGAAGAAGAUGCUAAGAAUGCAUUAUCAGGCGAGCACUUUCUCAGGAACAGAAUGUUGGAGGUUAAAGUGGCUACUCCAAAGGAGGAAAUGAGAGCACCUGCAAAGAAAGUUACCCGAAUUUUCGUAGCAAGGAUUCCGCAAUCAGUGGCAAAAGCUACCUUCCAGAGUCAUUUUGAGAAGUAUGGCGAGAUAACUGAUUUAUACAUGCCAAAGGAUCAAGGCUCAACUACACAUCGUGGAAUUGGUUUUAUCACCUUUGCAAAUGCAGAGUCUGUUGAUAAUUUGAUGGCUGAAACUCAUGAGUUGGGAGGUUCAACUGUAGUUGUUGAUCGAGCAACACCUAAGGAAGAUGACUUUAGGCCAAUUGGCAGAAUGGCACAGGGUGGAUAUGGUGCAUACAAUGCAUAUAUUUCCGCUGCAACUAGAUAUGCAGCACUUGGUGCUCCUACCUUAUAUGACCAUCCAGGAACAAUGUAUGGAAAUGGAAGAGGGGAAUCUACUCGAGGAUUGGGAAAGAAGAUCUUUGUUGGCAGGCUUCCGCAGGAGGCAACAAUUGAAGAUCUUCGCCAAUACUUUGGUAGAUUUGGCCGAAUAUUAGAUGUCUAUAUUCCCAGGGACCCCAAGAGAUCUGGCCACAGAGGUUUUGGAUUUGUAACGUUUGCUGAAGAUGGUGUAGCAGAUCGUGUGUCACGAAGGUCUCAUGAAAUAUGUGGACAGCAGGUUGCAAUAGAUACCGCCACACCUGUUGAUGAUGCCGGGACCAGUGGAAAUUUUGUGGUGAAUAGUGCAGAAGCCUUUGGGGGCUAUGGUGGUCCCAUGCGCACCUAUGGAAGGAUGUAUGGAAGUCUUGAUUUUGAUGACUGGGGUUAUGGAAUUGGCAGUGGGAGACCGUCCAGAGCAGAUUGGAGGUACAGGCCAUACUAAGGACCUUUCGGCCCUCUUCUUUUGGCUAUAAAUAAUCCAUACUAACAAUUUAUUACUAUUUUAUCAUAGUUCAAUUUCCUUCCGAACAGUUUUAUGUGUUAUAAUUAAGCGGAAUUUUAGUUGGAAAGGAUUGAUAAUCGAAUCCCGUUAUAGUAGUAGUAGUAGCCUGUGAGCAUUUUCCGGUCAACUGUUACUCGUGGACAGGAAAAUGGCAGGAUUGGUUUGGCUUCUUGGAAAGCCUGGCCAGAUCGAUUGUAGGACACUUGUAAUCAAUUGAAUCUAAGUCAACAUUUACUAAUACCUUUGGACGUUUUACCGCUACGAAAGGUUAAACUAUGGAAUGUAGCA
Morus notabilis is the source of this 1633-nucleotide messenger RNA. RefSeq names its product heterogeneous nuclear ribonucleoprotein 1. Gene Ontology annotation, molecular function: RNA binding. The record is from RefSeq and is a predicted model, not a curated record. NCBI's taxonomy places the organism in Eukaryota, Viridiplantae, Streptophyta, Magnoliopsida, Rosales, Moraceae. Bases 269 to 1285 code for a protein of 338 amino acids. The transcript is spliced from 14 exons.